UCUGGAUAAAUCACACUAAAAGUAAAGUACUUGGACCGAAAGUGAGCGCAAUCCGUGGACGAGGAACGCUAGACAAUAGUCGUAAUUGAAAGUCUAGAAAAACCUUCCAGUGACGCAAUAUCGUGUGAAACACAAUAAAGUCUAAAGAAAUGUUCAAAUUGGUGAUUUCUGUUGCCCUCAUCGCUGCUAUCGUAGCUGCCGAUCACAUCGAUAAAGAUGCUCAAAUCACGUCGCAAACUAAUGAAGUGAACUACGACGGAACUUACCAGCACAGCUUUUCGUCAUCGAACGGAAUCUCAGUCCAAGAGUCAGGAACUGGAGGACACUAUGCUAGUGGCUCUGCCCAAUACUACAGUCCAGAAGGAGUUCCAAUUGCCUUGACCUACACUGCCGACGAGAAUGGAUACCAACCAAAAGGUGACCAUUUGCCCACUCCACCACCAAUCCCAGACCAUGUUCUCAAGACUUUGGAAUACAUCAGAACCCAUCCCCAACCACAAGAGCACUAUUAAAUAUUAGCAGGAAUAUGAACUCAUAUCAAGUGAUUAUUAUGGUAGAAAUUAUUAAUUAGAAUGUGGUGUAAAUAUAUCAAGAAUGUUAUAGUGCUGUUUUGUGAUAA
This is a messenger RNA of Hermetia illucens (black soldier fly), 619 nucleotides long. Its product is annotated as pupal cuticle protein Edg-78E-like. Gene Ontology annotation, molecular function: structural constituent of chitin-based larval cuticle. NCBI's taxonomy places the organism in Eukaryota, Metazoa, Arthropoda, Insecta, Diptera, Stratiomyidae. The transcript is spliced from 2 exons. Gene Ontology annotation, cellular component: chitin-based extracellular matrix. Bases 150 to 512 code for a protein of 120 amino acids. The record is from RefSeq and is a predicted model, not a curated record.